Molecule: messenger RNA, 3352 nt
Organism: Coffea eugenioides
Lineage: Eukaryota; Viridiplantae; Streptophyta; Magnoliopsida; Gentianales; Rubiaceae
Product: probable E3 ubiquitin-protein ligase RZFP34
Exons: 11
Coding region: 2033-2977 (314 amino acids)
Biological process (GO): ubiquitin-dependent protein catabolic process; protein ubiquitination
Cellular component (GO): nucleus
Molecular function (GO): zinc ion binding; ubiquitin protein ligase activity
Source: RefSeq, a predicted model, not a curated record
UAAUCCUGCGAAACUGGAUUAAUAUUUUAUUUCCCUGUUUUGUUUGAAUUUUUUUCCUGAUUUUGGGUGAAAUUUAAUACGUUUGUUCACUUCCUUGAGCUGAAGUGUACUCUGUGCAUGUGUGUUGAGUUUAUAAAGGUAAAGUUUUCAUAGAAUUAUAAUGAGUUGGUGAUGUUAAGUGUUCUUUGGUUGUGGAUUGUGAUAAUGCUUACUGUUCAGGGUUUUAUUGGCUGUUGACUAAGUAGGGGGUGGAGAUCAGGAAAAGGAUUUGAAUCUUUUUGUAGUUACAAUUUUAGGUUUUAUUUUGUAUCUUUUUUUCGUUGUAUUAGUGACUUUCAUAUGGAAUUAUGUGUUUUGGGUGGUUUUAAGGAUUGCUCUGAUCUGAAAAUUCUCGAAAACUUGUGUUGUUGAUGUAUCUGCUGUGAAUAGUUAAACUAUAUAGAUUUUGACUUAUUCUAUUCUUGUUACUUUACAUAGUUGCAAAGAGAUGGUUGGUUUCUUAUGUUAUUACUAGGGAAGCUAGCAUUUGAUGUUUUAAAAUUGUACCAGUAGUUUGUGAUUUACACUUUUGAUGUUGUGUAUGUUUACUGUGCUUGUGUAGAUAAUUUUCUAUAAUCAGUUGAAUGAUGUGGGUUUGGGGAGAAACGAUUGAUUUUUAAGAGAGCAACAUUUUGACAUUUAAAAGUAGUAGUGCUAGUAGUAAUUCUUAGUUACCCUUUUCCCGCGUGAUUGUUUGAAUGUGUCCUUCGUUAAUGUUUUCAGCCACUGAUUGAGGAUUACAAGGAAUCUGUCGAUGACGGAUUGCAGAAUCUAGCCUUUUACUGAUUCCAAGGAAUGUUUGAAUGUGUCCUUUGGUUUUCGCGGCUUCAUUUUGUACUGGAUGGCUGUUAGAAUCUUUAUGGAGAAUAUUGUUGGACACUGCUUCCUGGCUUGUUAUUAACACUUGUUAGUCGUGGGCUGGAUAUCCAUCAAAUUUUUGUCGUAUAUUGUUGGAGUGAAUUGAUUUCUUUAAUGUGUCUGCUGCCUUUUCUGUUGAGUUCUGUGUGAUGUUUUUUCAAUCACGGAUAGAGGUUAUACAAUAUUCAACUGUUACUUUUUUGAGUUAAAGAGGCCUACUUUUCAAGAAGUGAGCCUGGAUUGCUUGAUGAAACUGACUGCUUAUGUCUUGUCCACUUGUGGAAACCAAUGACAAUUCAUUGGAACAACAUCAAGAUUGUGAAAUUCAAUACUAGAUGUUGAAAGACCGACCUUUUUUCUGAAUUCUCCAUAAUUGGAUGUGAAACUAUAGUGAUCGUUAACAGGUCAAAUGCAUUGGAAAGUUUGCCUUGUUGAGAAGAAUUAGAGUGGAACCCUUAGGCAGAAAUAUGAUGAAUUCCUACCAUUUAUAGCGGAUGGCCAGAGAUGGUAAGGAAUCUAAUCUUAAAAUGUUAAGUGUCUCAGUUGAGUGGAGGCAGGGUUUUCACGGCCCUGCGUCUAGAAAUAUUUUGGGGGUAAGUUCUUUUUCAAGAGGACGUGGUGCCAAAUCGCAGACCGAGGUAGGCUUGUCCUUAUGUGGACAAUAACUUAUCUCUGCAAUCUCGCACUCCCCUACUUUUUUUUGACUUGUAGAAAGGAUUUGAUUUUUAAUGUAUUGCUUUGAACAUAGGUUGGAUGUCCAUCAUUGGUGUCCUGUUUAGAUGGAUUUGGACUUCUUCAAGUAUCAAGUGAUCAUGCAAUCGUUACUAUCUACUGCUGGAAGCUUUGCAGUUCCAUAAAGCUGCCUGAUAGUUAUUAUUUCAGAUUCUUGUAGAUCUACUUGUUUUGCUGAAUGGAGCUCUUCAACCUUACUUGGAAUUUGUUCUUGCUGAUUUCACAUGGUCUGCCACAAGGCAACAAUGUGCGACAAGGCAACAUUUGUCUUGUGGUGCCUCUAGAAGGGCAACUCUCAUGCCUUUAUAGGGUUUAGAAUUCUUCCUAAAUCUGUUCGUAAAUGCAGGUGAUUUAAGCUCAUUGCAAGCUGCUAAGUAGUUGUUAGUCCCAUUCAUUAGAGCAGAUGGCAGAGAUAGCUUUUGAUCAAUGUGGGGCUGUGCUGAUUGAGCCAAAAGACUCAAUAACAAUAACUGAAGAAAAAAGGACUGAGGCUAAUCAAGUUCACCCUAAGCAAUCCAAUGAUGGAUGCACUGCUAAUGAAGAAUUCACUUGUCAGGAUAUGAUAAGUGGUACUGACACCCUGGAUAAAGGCUACAUGGAGCAUGGGUGUUCACACUAUCGUCGAAGGUGUCGCAUUAGAGCCCCUUGCUGCAAUGAAAUAUUUGAUUGUCGUCAUUGUCAUAAUGAGGCAAAGAAUGAUCUCAAGGUUGACCAAAAGCUCAGGCAUGAUGUUCCUCGCCAUCAAAUUGAGAAGAUUAUAUGCUCACUUUGUGGAACUGAACAAGAGGUUCGUCAAGUUUGUAUAAAUUGUGGUGUGUGCAUGGCUAGAUAUUAUUGUGGAACUUGCAAGUUGUUUGAUGAUGAUACAUCAAAGAGGCAGUACCAUUGUGACGGUUGUGGCAUUUGCAGAAUUGGUGGACGGGAAAAUUUCUUCCAUUGUCAUAAAUGCCGAUGUUGCUACUCGACACUUCUGAAGAAUAGCCACCCGUGCAUAGAAGGAGCAAUGCACCAUGAUUGCCCUGUUUGCUUUGAGUAUCUCUUUGAGUCGAGAAAUGAUAUAACAGUUUUGCCUUGCGGGCACACAAUUCACAAGAACUGCUUGGAGGAAAUGCAGGAACACUUGCAGUAUGCUUGCCCACUGUGCUCGAAGUCAGUCUGUGAUAUGUCAAAAGUGUGGGAGAAAUUUGACCUGGAGAUUGCAGCAACCCCCAUGCCUGAACCUUACCAAAAUAUGAAGGUUUGGAUUCUGUGCAAUGAUUGUGGAACAAGUGCAGAAGUACAAUUUCACAUUGUAGCCCAGAAAUGCCCUAGUUGCAAGUCUUAUAACACUCGCCAAACCAGAGGAUAGGAGAAUUGGUUGUGUGGCUACUUUUGGCAGUGACAGACAAACCUCCACCUGUUUGUGAUUGCAAUUGCUUUGCUGUGAUGCAAAUGGUGUAUCUCAGGGUAACUGGAAGAUACGUCGAGACCUGUUGAAGAAUGAAGACCGCAUGCAACAGCGAAUUAUGCUUCGGCAAAUGGUGGUUGCCGAAGUGUAGAUAGGGCUCUGCCACUAUUUCAUAUCUAUCCCUUCUUUUUUUCCUUCCAUGGAUUUUUUGUAACUCGACUUUAUUUGGCUGCUUGUCUUGCCAGCAUGCUGCCUUAACAAAUUUCAUAUGCUUGUCAAAUGUUAUGCAUUUUUAGAGAAUGCAGUUUCAAAGUCUAUUGCUCCAAUUUCUGGUUC